This is a messenger RNA of Hydatigera taeniaeformis, 3954 nucleotides long. NCBI's taxonomy places the organism in Eukaryota, Metazoa, Platyhelminthes, Cestoda, Cyclophyllidea, Taeniidae. The record is from the annotation of a GenBank genome assembly.
UUGCGCGCGCAAUCGCGUGCACCCACGCGGUAUCAGUGGCAGAAACCUCCCAACCAAUCACUUUUCGGCGUCUCACAAACCUGGUUUCUAACACAUGAACACCACCCCAGCAGACGCCAAUGUACAGACAAUGCCGUGGAUACUUAUCUCAAGAUGCUAAUUUCCAAUAUCCUCAUUUUGGCAUACUUAUUUAAGGCUGCAGGCACUAAUGAGAGCUUUAAUGGAAAUGGUGAGCACGGAAUCAAUGUUAGUUUUUCCUUGGAUGAAGAGUUGCCCGUCGGCACAUUGAUAGGAAGCCUUGCUGAGAAACUAAGUCCUAGAACCUCUAUAGCGUCUGGAAUGCAGUUUACACUUCUCGGUCAGGAACGCUACAUACGCCUGAAUCAGUCAUCUGGGCAACUGUUUGUACGAAGCCGAAUAGAUCGCGAGGCUCUCUGCGAACAGGUGGGGACAUGUUGUACUUCUUCGCCUGAACCAUCAAGCGCAUUUACUCACACAUUUGACACCAACGAUCCAAGCUCCUUGUGUACACUUCGACUUCUCGUCAUAGACCAAAGAGACCUCAAUCCUUCCAGUCAACCUCAACUUGUACAUAUAACUUUUAACAUCAUUGACGUAAAUGAUAAUCCACCCAAGUGGUCACCAGAUAGUUUAGAAAUUGAAAUUCCUGAGCAUAGCCCAAUCGGGACGGCUGUUCAACUGCCCGAAGCGACGGAUCCGGACCAAUUUGUAGAAGGUUCUCCGAUUAGAUAUGAGCUGCUCCCUCAGGUUGAAGGUAGUAAUGAUUUUUCAAACUACGAUUCUCGCAGUAUCACUGAUUUGUUCAUUCUUUCCAUCACGCCCGUCGCUCAAGCCUAUGAAGAAAUGCAAGGAGUGAGUCUUCAGUUAAAAGUUAACUGUGAUCUGGACCGAGAACGUCGAGACUCAUACCGCUUACUACUAAUUGCUAUCGAUGGAAGCAGUAAGGGUAUAGCAUUUGGGGACAGAACCGGCACGCUAAACAUAGUCAUUAAAGUCACCGAUAUAAACGAUCAGGCACCGUUCUUUCCUGAUACCCACCCUUUAAUUGAGGUGUCAGAAGAUGUUGCGCCUGGGACCCAAAUAUUUAUGAUGACAGCGAAAGACAAUGAUCCUUCAGACAUCAGUCGGUUAACCUACGGAUUUGGUUCGACAGCAAGUGGGGAAGUGCUGCGAUUGUUUUCUAUUUGCAAAAAAACAGGUGCUAUCACUGUAAUUCAAGAUUUGGACUAUGAGGUGGCCCCCUUACUACCCGAAGCACGAUCACCUACUUCCACAUACGCUGUGCAGUCUGGCAAAGGAAAGGAGAUAGGAUAUGUCAUUCCAGUUAAAGUGACAGAUGGCGUGCACUUUGCGCAGGCCGAUCUUCGUAUUCAGUUGAAGAAUGUAAAUGAUAAUCUUCCCAACAUCACAGUCCAUUCGCAUUUACCUCGAUGGUGCAACACGAAUGACCUACUUUUGCCUGAAGAUGCUGCAGUUGGAACAAUGAUUGCGACAAUCAUAAUAGAAGAUGCUGACGAACGAUGGGUGGAAAGCAAAGGUGGCUCAGGUUUUGGUGAUGCUCAAUGUGUUACAGCCCACCCGUUCUUCGUGGUUCAGCCACUUUUUCCCGGUGCGCGCUACCAGUACAUGCUUGUCACCUCGCGGCGUCUGGACAGGGAAGCCAAAAAUACACACACUGUGACUAUAGCUUGUCACGAUUCAGGCCAGCCAGUGCUCUCAAGAGGUGUGCAUAUUAUCAUUCAUCUAGAAGAUUUAAACGACUCCCCACCAGUUUUCAUUCAAUCUCUUUACCAUUCAAAAAUUUCCGAAAAUCUGCCAGUCAAUACGCUAAUAGAUAAGGUCCAGGCAAAUGACGCGGACAUUGGUAUAAAUGGAGCGGUUCGUUACUUGAUCAAGACUAAAAGUGGUCCGCGAGAGUGGGUUAGACUAGAUCCUGUGUCGGGGCAAAUGUACACGGCUGCAAUAUUUGACAGAGAAAAGAUGGAAUCUAUCAAUUUUACAGUGAUAGCCGUGGAUUGUGCGGGAGGUGCGUCAAAUACAAAUGACAGUGGAAAAGCAUGCAACUCUAUUCACUCCGCCUCUGCCACUGUCAUAAUUUCGAUUGAAGACGUUAACGAUUGCGCCCCAGAAUUCGAUCAAAGCACUUAUGAAUUUGUAGUGAAGGAGGGACAACGACCACAACAAUCAAUCGGGUGCGUGCAUGCCAAUGAUAAUGAUGCGGGCGCAAAGAACUCCCGCGUUCAGUACAGCAUAAUUGAAUCCGAUCAUCCUCAGUCUUUGCACUCCGUCAGCGAUAUCACCGGCGAAUAUCGUCCUGGAAGCCUAUUUGCAAUUACUUCAAAUGGAGAAAUUUAUACUCGCAAUUUACCCAUAGAUCGAGAGAAGACACCCAUUUUGAGUUUUACUGUGGUUGCUGCUGACUACGGACAUCCUUCACUCUCGGCAUUUGCAAAUGUAAUAGUCCGCGUUCAAGAUGUCAAUGACCAUGCCCCAGUGUGGAUUUUUCCCCAAUCUUCCAGUAGUAUCGUCGUACGAGUCAAUAUGUCUUGCCAUGCGACUGUCGGGAAGGAAAUAGCUCACCUUAAAGCCAUUGAUUUAGAUAGUGGAGUGAAUGGAGAAAUAGAAUACUCGAUUAUUAAGGGCAACGAGAAGGAAUAUUUUGCAUUGGAUAAAGCAUCUGGUACCCUCUACCUUGCAAAACCACUCGUCAAUGGACCAAAACAAAUAAUGAUCGAUUCGAAUUUGUCCAAAUCGCACUCUCUGGCUACAAUCGAAGAUUUCACACCUCAUUCAUUUGUUUUAGCCCUUAAGGCCUCAGACAAAGGCAAAAAACCUCGAAGUAACACGACCAUACUUAAAAUUGAUGUUAUCCACAAUGAGAAUGCUGAAAGGUCCCUUUCACAGUUCACUCACUUCAAAGAACUCGGCAGACAUAUGGGCAAUAAUCCAUCUAAACUCGGAGUUGGUGUCAUCGGAGACCGAGAUCUGUUGAUAAUUACAGCCAUGAUAGUGGUGGCUUUAAUUAUUUCGUUUGUACUUAUUGCAGCAAUCGUAUUUUUACGCUGCCGGCAACCCACCAGGCGUCGACGGAGCAUCCUAAUCUAUAGAAAUAAUGGUGAAGGAGGAUUGAUGAAGAGAUUAGAAUUCCUAAAUUGUUUGAAUGGGGCGGAAGUAGCUACGGAGAACAAAAGCCGACAAACAGCCGCCUUUAUACUCACUGACACGGAAAGAAACCCUAAUUUUGAGGAACACUUACCGAGUCAUCACUACAGUUCAAGCAAUGAAACGCCAGUGCAUGGGACGUCUCAUCCGGUGCAUCGUGACGGCAACAUUUAUGGCAAUUUUCAUCCAACUGUCCUUCUCACAUCUUCUAAUGCUUCAAAUAGCAGAAAAUUGCCCAUUAUCACGACAUCGAGUGAAGGUGCACCAAUCGGCUACAUGAUCAAGUCUAAUCCUACCAACGCUGAUACCAAAUUCGUUGCUAUUGAGGCAAUGGUCCAAAAGCAACAAAUGAGUAGUGACGACGCUUCAUCCAGCUCGACCGAUAAUGCUAAGUCCACCUACAAUAGUCUUUUAUACCGACUGCCUGACGGAGGCUGCGCAACGGUAGAAAAGAACUACAUGACAAUUAAUCCUGAGCUCUUCCAACACAGCAUCUAUCGAAAGCUCCGUGCUCAUGAAGAAUGGAACGAAUCUUUCAUCCCAGUGAACAAUCCUCAGGAGGAUAAUAACGACGCAAAGAAAAAUGGUGUCGUUGUGACCCACAAGUCUUUACCGGUAUUGGAGGGAGAGGUCGAACGCAAACAGACUGUGAGUUCCAAGGGGAGUGAAGCGAAAUCUAGGAAGCACUGCAGAUUUGUUAUGGUAGGGAAUGCAACGGAGCUCAGUUUACUCUCCCAAUCAAAUGACACACAAAAGCCGUCUGGUAAGUGA